This is a messenger RNA of Eurypyga helias (sunbittern), 1060 nucleotides long. RefSeq names its product X-ray repair complementing defective repair in Chinese hamster cells 3 (gene XRCC3). Bases 17 to 1060 code for a protein of 347 amino acids. Gene Ontology annotation, cellular component: Rad51C-XRCC3 complex; replication fork. The record is from RefSeq and is a predicted model, not a curated record. The transcript has 7 exons. Gene Ontology annotation, biological process: double-strand break repair via synthesis-dependent strand annealing; telomere maintenance via recombination; t-circle formation. Lineage: Eukaryota; Metazoa; Chordata; Aves; Eurypygiformes; Eurypygidae. Gene Ontology annotation, molecular function: ATP-dependent DNA damage sensor activity; ATP binding; four-way junction DNA binding.
AGUGCUGUAUCAGGAAAUGGACUGGGACCAGUUUGACUUGAACCCUAAAGUAAUUGCUGCCCUUAAGAAAGCUGACAUAAAAUCAAUAAAAGAGAUUUUAAAUCUUUCCGGCUCAGACUUGCAAAGACUGAUGAAACUCUCCAGUGCAGAUGUAGAGUGCUUACUGAAAACAGUCUCUCACACGCUGAGGAGAAAUAGUAUGCUUACAGCACUUCAACUCUACCAAGAUAACGACCAUCUCACCUCCCAGCACCAGAAGCUAAGCCUAGGAUGUUCAGUACUAGAUAACUUGUUAAAAGGUGGCAUUCCUCUAGUGGGAAUCACAGAACUUGCUGGGGAAAGUUCUGCUGGGAAGACUCAGAUUAGUUUACAGCUGUGCCUUUGCGUGCAGUAUCCUUACAGAUACGGUGGGUUAGAGUCUGGAGCUGUCUACAUCUGCACGGAGGAUGUAUUCCCGAGUAAACGUUUGCAACAACUCAUAGGUCAACAGCAGAAGCUGCGUGCGGAUGUUCCGGCUGAAGUCAUACGGAAGAUCAAAUUUGGAAACAGCAUUUUUGUUGAGCAUGCAGCAGACCUAGACACCUUCCACAGCUGCAUCACCAAGAGGAUUUCCCUGCUGCUCGCGAGGGGCAUGGUGCGGUUGGUGGUCGUAGACUCCAUUGCCGCUCUGUUCCGAUGCGAGUUCGGAGUUUCAGAUUCUGUUACGAAGGCUCGGUAUUUGCAGACGUUUGGAGCACAACUUCACAGUUUAAGCGCUAGAUUCAGGGCUCCAAUAAUGUGCGUCAAUCAGGUGAGCGACGCGGUGAGCGAGUCGGAAGCUGCUCGGUGCAGUUGUAGUGUGGCGGAUAACAGAGUCUCUCCAGCACUUGGAAUAACCUGGGCAAAUCAGCUGCUGAUGAGGCUGAUGGUCAGCAGAGUGUCACCACUGGAGCGGUCAGUGGGAGUUGCCUCAUGCCACACCGGAAGCCUGAGGACUUUGAGAGUAGUUUUUGCUCCUCAUCUCCCUCCAUCCUGUUGCUACUACACAGUAAAACUGGAAGGUGUAAAAGGGAUGGAAUGA